UUCAAAAAUAAACUUUAAAACUUUGUAUAAAAGAAAACUAUGCAUAUAAAAAGAAUCCCUCUUUAUCUGUAUAAUAAUUAUACCUAUAGAGGGGAAAUAGUUACGUGUAUUUAUAGUGUUUUACAAAUGAUUAGAAUAAAAAACAAAUAAAAAACUAAGCAGCUAUAUAAUCGAGUAAUUAACGAGCGUAGCAUCCACCGCAGAAAAAUAUAUACUGCAAUUGGAUCGUUGUAAAUACAUAUCAAGGUACACAAUUCACAGUGCCCACGUUAACAUAUUCGCAUAUCAUUACUGUUAGCCGUCUUUCCUAAAAGUUAACCGAAGGUUGGCGGGAGAUAUACUAUCGUUUGCUUCACUGCAGCUGAUUCUUACUGACAGUCGUCCGACAACCAGCACGGAGACUAAUACGUUAUUUCAAUCAUCUCGCACACACGCAUUCGAGAUGUGCAUAGUGACGUGACACGUGCAACGUUAUUUGUGAAAGAAAAAUACUUCAGAUUGUGUGUUUUGCAGGUAUGAUUCAUAUGUAUAUGGAUCAAGAGACCACAUAGAAGACUUACGGAUAACGUCUGCAUUCCUCUCGAUUAUUAAAAUGAUGAAAAAAUAUUGCUCGUGUUCGUGUCUUUCCGGAUUCAGAGCCGUGUUCAGGCCCCAACAUAUCAGACCUCCGCAGAUACCACGACCGCCUACAACUAUUGGCCCUGGGGAAGAUUUUGGCGUUCCAGUAUUGACGGUCCACAAUGUAGAUCCUUGCAUUGAAGAGAAUGGCGAGAAUCAUCGAACAUCCAGAUACGAGCUGAUGAACCGUCACGAUGACAGAGCGAGACUCAUCGUUAGACGUGGUCAGGAAUUUUAUCUGCAUCUCAGCCUAUCUCGAGACUAUAUUUCUUCCAUCGACGGGAUUUCUAUCGUCUUCACUUUAGACGGUAUCGAAAGACCGCAAUACGGACAUGGGACACUGGUGGCAACCGCUCUGCUCAAUCCUGGAGAGAUUUCCGAAGCUGCUUGGCAGACCAGCAUUGAUGCUAGAGGACAAAAUUUCUUAAGGAUAAAGAUUGUAACAUCUGCAAAUGCGAUUAUAGGCAAAUGGAAAAUGGAAAUCGAUACCAAAAAUAAAGAAACUGAAGGGGCUGUCAGUUAUACGAUGGAUCAUCCGUUUUAUUUAAUUUGUAAUCCAUGGUGCGAAGACGACGUGGUUUAUUUGGAAAAUGAAGCUGAACGUCAGGAAUACGUGCUGGCGGAGGAUGGUUUAAUUUGGCGCGGCAGUCGUAACCGUUUGCGACCCACUGUGUGGAAGUACGCGCAAUUCGAGCGGGACAUUCUGGAUAGCGCCUUGCACCUGAUGAACCAAGUCGGCAAGGUUCGAGUUUCCGGCAGAAACGAUCCUAUCGUCAUAACGCGUUGUUUGUCCGCCGCAGUGAAUUCUCCCGAUGACAACGGGGCAGUGAUGGGAAAUUGGUCGGACGAUUAUGACGGCGGCACACCACCUACGAGAUGGAUGGGCUCGCAAAAAAUACUUCAGGAAUAUUACAAAACGAAGAAACCGGUCAAGUACGGACAAUGCUGGGUCUUCUCCGGCGUAUUGGCAACAGUUUGUCGCACUCUCGGUAUACCUUGUCGAGUCGUGACCAACUACUCGAGUGCGCAUGAUACUCAGAGCAGUUUGACCGUGGACUACUUUGUGAAUGCUGAGGGCAAGAUCAUGGAAGAGCUUAACAGCGAUUCGAUAUGGAAUUUCCAUGUCUGGAACGAGGUGUGGAUGAAACGAUUGGACUUGUCACCGGAUUAUUCAGGAUGGCAAGUGAUCGAUGCCACUCCUCAGGAACUGAGCGAAGGCGCGUAUCGUUGUGGACCAGCCUCCGUGACCGCCGUGAAGAAGGGCGAAGUUCUACGUCCUUACGAUAACGCGUUCGUCUUUGCCGAGGUGAAUGCCGACAAGGUUUUCUGGCGUUACAACGGACCUACACAGCCAUUGAAACUAGUCCGCAAAGAUAUGUACGGCAUUGGUCAAUUGAUUAGUACGAAAGCAGUUGGAAGGUGGACGAGGGAGGACAUCACGCACACUUAUAAAUAUCCAGAAAAGUCUGAUGAAGAACGUGCUGCCAUGCUAAAGGCGCUUCGUCAAAGCGAAUCUUUAUUUAGCCGCUACUAUCUCAAUGAGGAGUUCAACGACGUCAUGUUUACUUUUGAAUUGCGCGAUGACAUCAUAAUCGGACAGCCAUUUAGUGUCGUAUUAUUGAUUAAAAAUCGGAAUUCGAUAAUGGAGUAUCGCGUGUCCGUAAUUCUGAGAGUGGAGACUGUGUUGUACACUGGUCGGGUGGGCGAUCCGGUAAAGAGAUUGCACAUCGACAGAUUAGUUCGACCAGGAGUGCUCGAGGAAAUUCGCAUGGACGUUUCUUGGGAGGAAUACGGUCCGAGAUUGUUAGAUCAAUGCGCCUUCAACAUCGCCUGUCUCGCUACCGUGGAGGACACGAACUUCGAAUACUUCGCGCAGGAUGACUUUCGCGUUAGAAAACCCGACAUUAAAAUUACGUUGCAUAACGAUGCAAUCGUCGGUCAAACUCUUAACGCUUCGGCCAAGUUUCGCAAUCCACUACCAAUUCCUUUGAAGAGAGGUGUAUUCCUUAUCGAAGGACCCGGUCUAGACGAGCAAUUGAAGCUGAAACUAUUUGAACCCGUCGAGGUGGACGCGGACGCAGAAUGUACCUUCUCUAUGAUACCGAAGUUAGACGGACGUGCCAGGAUAGCGGCGAAAUUUUAUUCGAAGGAAUUGGAUGAUGUUGAUGGACAUUCGGACAAUUUUAUAGUUAAAUCGAUGAAAAUAAUCAAUGAUUUUGAAUGAUCGUAACAUUUUUGAGGAUAUUUUAAAAGAUAAUGAUAAUUUAGCAUGUUCUUAUAUUUUUUAUGAAUUAUAUACGUAUUAAUUGUGCAAUAAUAAUUUUCUAGUAUGCAAUGAGAAAAUGUAACUGUUAUAAAAUUAUGAUCAUAUUGAUUGAUGCCAAAAGGAUUGUAAUAGAGUGCAAUAACAUAUACAAAAUAUAAAAGCUUAUACAGAGA
This is a messenger RNA of Nylanderia fulva, 3057 nucleotides long. It is a transcript of the gene Tg, whose product is annotated as transglutaminase. Gene Ontology annotation, biological process: peptide cross-linking. Gene Ontology annotation, molecular function: protein-glutamine gamma-glutamyltransferase activity. The record is from RefSeq and is a predicted model, not a curated record. Lineage: Eukaryota; Metazoa; Arthropoda; Insecta; Hymenoptera; Formicidae.